This is a messenger RNA of Daucus carota subsp. sativus, 1276 nucleotides long. RefSeq lists its product as uncharacterized. Lineage: Eukaryota; Viridiplantae; Streptophyta; Magnoliopsida; Apiales; Apiaceae. Bases 174 to 902 code for a protein of 242 amino acids. The transcript has 6 exons. The record is from RefSeq and is a predicted model, not a curated record.
UAAUAAAACAGACAAACUCAAAACUCAAAACAAAACAAGAAAAAACUAAUGGGCGUCCAAACGCUGCCUUAACCUUCAAUUAUUAUCUUCUUCUUCCUCCUCAAUCUCCACCUAUACACACAACCAUCUGUAUCUACAUCCACACGCAUGUCCCAGCACUCUUGAAUUCCGCCAUGGAAGUAGUGGAGAUAGGCGUGCCGAUCGGACCGAACUACUCGUACAGCGCCGAGCGAGAUCGAGUGCGCGUGCGGAGAAAAACACUCGAUGCUGUGCUCGAGCAAUGUCAGAGAGCUCUUCAGUUCCUCAGCGACACUGGUUAUGUUGAUGAUGACGAUGAUGACGACGUGUGUGACGGCGCCGGUGAAGUUGGUUGCGGGAGAGCUGAGAGCUCUUCUGGUGAUGCGCCGUGUCAGGAUAGGGAGACUGAUGAGCUAUGCAGUCUCCUCAAAUCUAGAGUUGAGAGCCCUGAUUUCCUUGAAAAGCUGGAGAGUGCCCAAGUGUCAGUUCCACAAAAUACGCCUGAAGAAGGUAGUACCUGGGACAUGAUUAAUGAAAAGGAUGUGUGGGAAAGUGGGUAUAUCAAUUCAGAAGAAGAAGAUUAUGUUCUUGUUAGGCAAGAAGAUAUUGUGGAUGGUAUUGCAUGCUUCAUGGCUGCAUAUCUUCUUUCACUUAAACAGACCAAGGAUUUAACCCCAAAUCAACUCCAAGAUGCUCUGAGCAAAACCUUCUCUCUGAAAAAGAAGAAGGGAAAACUUCGGAAGGCAUGGGACGGAAGCAAAGUCAUAUAUAAUGUUGCAUCAUGGGGGGCAACAGCAAUUGGGAUAUACCAAAAUCCAGCUCUUCUCAGGGCGGCUUCAGCAGCCUUCUGGACCUCAUGUAAUGUGAUAUCAAAGCUCUUCUAAUUACUCUUGUGCUGCACCAUAGACGAAGCUGUUGCAAUGCUUGAAUCCACUGUCGGAGUGUUUUAAAGCAUCCUGGUGUUGCACACAACUUGGCAUAGUAGUUGCUAUUCUUUGUAUGAAAUGAUUGGAUUUAUCUGAUCUUGUAAAUACAUCAGCUGCAUCCUGUGUGCAAUUACAAUUGUGUGGGAUAUAAUGAAUGGGUGUAUGUACUUGGAAGAAAAAAGAAAGAAAAAGAAAGGCGUUACUGGUAGGCAGAAAUGUAAUUUAAUUUUUAGUUAUCUGAUUGGCAGCAUACGGACUUGGAAUAAUUGCCUGGUUUCGCAUGCUUAGUGAUGUAAAUAUGGAACUGUCUCGUAAUUUUGUUUUGAGGUUAA